AAGCAUGGGGAUCUACCAAGCAGGCACGAACGGGGGACGCGACCGGUACCGGCGCCGCGCUCAGUUUAAUCCCAGCUGGCGGAACCGAGCGCUUUUCGCUCCUCAUCUGCUCCUCGUCGUUAUAAGUUCAACGAGAGACGCCGCACAGCACAGUACACGGUUAUUUCCAUAAUAACCCCCGUACAAUGGUGUUUCCCAGAGAUGGCUGUAUAUGUUUUUAUAUGUGUGGCUAUCUAAUAGACACAGCAGAACGGUUUCUGAAAGAGAAGGAUCGAGACGAUUUGUAAUAGCCUUGAGAAUAAAUAUUGAUAAUAUAGUCGUGUUUCGGUAUGAAGUACAGUAAUCGGAUUACUCAGUGCGGUAAUUCUAUCUUUGAAAGCGUAGGUUUCAUGACGAUAGUUGGGUCGGGUGGUCGUUGUGGGCGCAAAGCCACAAUAAUAUUUUCAAGGUUUGAUAAAUCAUAUUUAUCAAGCUGUUAUUAUCAACUGAUCCUUCCAUGUCAGGACAUGUAUUUAUCGCUGUGGAUAUAGUCGCUUGUUUAAUUGGCAUAAUUGACGGAAAUGUGUAUGUUCGCCAUUCAAAAGAAACAGGAGCGUGUUUCCUUUACGUUUAUGAAUGAACAAAAAAGUUAACCAAAUUGCAGUGUUUUACGUUUUAUGAAAAGAAAUCUCAGCGGAAGGAGAGUUCACAGAAACGUGUCUGGGGGAACUUGUGCGCGAGACUGUGGAGUUGACAGGCAUUUAGGGUGGCAUUCUUGAUAAACUGGGUUAAUCACCCGUAAUAAACGGUGCAUCCGGUUUGCAAGUAGCUAGAUUAUGGGACAGAUGGUGAAAUAAAAGGUCACUAAGCUCGAAAGCCAUUUCCAGAUGGGUUUGCUCUACUGUCUUGAAUGCGGUAGUUAGGCACUGAGAGCCUUUUUAUAAUACGGAUUGUAUAUAUUAUUUAAUGGUCUUAUAGCGACACCCAGUGGAUGAAUGUACAACGACUUUCAUUUAACAAAGCCGCGUUACUUAUCAGUAAGGCGUUCUUUAUAUAGAAAUAAAGAUGUUUUAUUUUGUGUUAGCUUUUUACUGCUGUUUCACGCGUAACGAGAAUGCACGAAAUGGGGGAUACGAUUCCUUUUUUUGUGGCUAGCCGGUCGGACUGUUUCUAAAUUUGCCAUAGGCCAAUAUACGUUUAAGUGUUACUAGAUGUUAGGUGACAUUAAAAUACAUUGUAAGCUAUUGCAGGUUUACAGUGUCGUUACAUCGCUACGCAGUACAGAGUUUGAAAUGCAGCGCGUAAAAAUACAUUUUAAAUAUAUAUUUUUUUUUUUUGUAAAAGUCGACGAUGAUGAUGAUGAUAGAAAAUGGUGAUAAUGAUGAGAUGAAUGAACAUGGACCAGUGCUCUCAAACAGGAGCUGUACUUAACAUAACUCAUGGACAAUUCUGCUGCUAAAGACUUGUUGUGAUUAUGAAAAUAUAGGCCUAAUAUCUCAGCAGUAAUAGCAAUUCAGAUCAGUACAUGCAGCCAGCUGACAUCAAGCGGGUCAUACUCUUAAGUUCAAGAGUUUAUUAAUCGUUCACACAGUUAAGUAGGUACAACGCGCAGUGAUCUGAAAAUGUUCCUAUUGCAUUUUUUCUUCUUUACAUUUUGGUAUUUAUGGCUGCCGCACACCGGUUUAAAAAAGCGGACACGUGCAAAUCAGUAAUUUUCCAAAAAAACUGAACUGUGAAAAACCCAGGAUGAUUUUCUGAAGCGAUAUACAUCUUGCUUUUUUAUCUUGCUGAUCUGUGAUUGUUUCUUUUAAAUGAGUCAGGUAACAAAUUUAUGCGAUUCCUUUUGGCAAAGAUGACAGAGAUAAGUACAGAAAAAUGAAAAGUAAUUUGAAAAGACAGACAUACUGGAAUGUUUUAUCUGGUGCUACUAAGCUUGAAUUCAGUGGAAUUAUUUAUAAAAAGCAAGUCUGAGCAUUUGUGAUAUUAGCAAAUGGACACCGUUUUACAAACACAAAAAUCUGAUGUGAGACAACUGAUUAUCUCAAUUGAUAAUCGUUUGGUUACCUUCAGUAGAUCUCCACGGUUUUUUUUUUUUGAUAAUCUUCUCUGAAAAAACACCUUGCGGGAAGACCUUUCAGACUUUCAGUUUUACUCUGCCCUGCGUUACGAUGUUGUGAACUUUAGCUUUAAAUGCCAGUUCGCCCAAUUCCUGUAUUCAUAGUUCUCAGACAAUGACAUGUCAAAGUCCCCUUGUACUUUUGUUUGUUUACAUUAAUAUUCAUACAAAAAGACAGAUUGCAUUUAUCUGUUGUGACGUAUAGGCAUCAUUAUUGUACCAUCGCGCAAGGCAAUGUCACGCAACAUAUAACAUCCCACAAAGGAUGCUGCGACCGUUUGAGGGCUGUAUUGUCAUGUCCCAACUGACUUAUCUAAAUAUCUGAAACGCAUUUUCAGCAAUCCAGAUGUCCUUUCAAUUACAGUACGUGCUUAAUUCUGAUAAUGAACUCCAAAUCUUUUUUAAUGAUACAGUUUGUACUUUACUUAAUAUACUUUUUCUUUUGGUGGUUCAUUAAGCAGUAUGAUUACGUGAAAGGACCGAAGCACUCUAUAAAAAACAUAUUUAACUGAAAUAAAAGAAAAUGACACAAAAACCAUUUGUGCAUUUCGAGCGCAUACCUGCGACUAGCGUCCUGCACCCGCACGUUUCUAAAACGCGCCGCUUUAAUACCGUUUAAUAAUGCAACUGACUUUACACUGGGUGUUUGUUGAUCAAAAGCCCAAUGAGGUUGCGCUUUAUUAAAACAGCAACUCGCCGACAACGCGCCUGGCUACGCCUCAAAAUACCACUCUUACGAGCAUGGGUUGAAAAUGAGCAAUGCGCUGGUACGAAACUAGCAAAACUACGCUUUGCGCAGGUGGGAAUAUAGAGACAUCAGACAAUGAGAAGCGAAAUCGUCUGGUUUAAUGAAAGAUUUAACUGUUUAGCCACAGUUCCCAAUGGAAUGUUUGGCAGAAACUAGGCACUAAGCACCACCUCGCUGAUAUAAUCUGUACAGUCAAACACUGUGGUGGCAGCAUCAUGCUGUGGGGAUGUUAUUCUGUGACAGCAACUGGGAGACUAGAUGUGGAAAAAUAUAGAGCAUUCCUCAAUGAAAACCUUGUGAAAGUUCCGGAGGGGCCCAGCCAGGGUCCGGAUCUGAACUCAAUAGAGCAUCGCUGGAGAAACCUGAAAAUGGCUGUGCAGCGAUACUCCAAGUUCAGCCUGGUUGAGAUUGAACGAUUCUGUCAGGAUGAAUGGGAGACACUUCCAAAAAUAAGGGAAUCCUUGGGUUUGACUUUGUGUUGAAUGAGCGGUUGUUAGAGUCCUGAAUGAGGCUCAUCACCUGCAUUAUGAGGGAGCGUCAGUUACGGCACUACGGCCAUGUGGUGGAGCGCCGCGGAGACGGUUUCGGAUACCGCGGUGAAGAUGCAAAAACCUUCACAGAGCGCAGGCAGAGGAGGAAUCAGAAGCUUGGCGUUCUUUGUCUGAACGUCUGAUUAGCGCCCACUCAGAGGAUCCGCAAUGGCGCCGGGGACAACGCUCCCAGUGGACAUCCCCACAAAUCACACAUGUGAUAUCGAUGACCGCUUCCUGUACCUGGUUGUGCCUGUGGGGUACUCUGUCAUCUUUAUCCUGGGAUUGUUGAGCAAUUUGGUGGCCCUGUGCAUAUUCUUCCUGAAAAGCUCGACCUUGUCCAUCACGGUGUACAUGAAGAAUCUGGUCAUAGCCGACCUACUGCUGGUCCUGUGCUUGCCUAUUCGAAUCUACUACCACAACAAGGAGGGGCCCUUCUUCCUCUGCAGGAUGGUGGGAAUCUCUUUCUACGUCUCCAUGUAUGCCAGCAUCGUCUUCCUAAGCCUCAUUAGCCUGGACCGCUACCUGAAGAUCAUAAAGCCUGUGCAGGUCUUCAGAAUCCAUCGAGCAGAGUGGAGCCGCAAGACUGCCUGCAUCGUCUGGGCCGUCUUUGCUUGCAGCACCUUCCUCCUCCUGCUGUGCGAGAAAGGGACCGAGCCUUGCGACAAAAUAUGCUUCCACUUCCAUAGGAAGCGGCCAGCAGGUGGCGCCAUCAACCUGGUGGUGGUGGCGCUGUUUUUUAUUCUGUUCCUGGUCUUCGUGUGCUUCUAUGGGACAAUCGGUGCGAAGCUGAGCACCAUGACCCUUGGGGGCAGCGAUCUGCAGGCCAGGAGCCGGAAGAAGAAGAUAGUAGUGAGGACCUAUGUGGUGCCGGCCAUCUUCACGCUCUGCUUCUUCCCGUACCACGUGGUCCGGGUUCCCUACAUCCUCUCCCAGAUGGAUGUCAUCAUGGAUGUCAGUAUCCAGCAGCAGCUGCAUAUGGCCAACGAGCUGAUGCUCAUUCUUUCCGCCGUGAAUAGCUGCCUGGACCCAGUCAUCUACUUUUUCCUGUGCAGCGCCUUCCGGAAAACGGUCCGCUGUGCCGUCCAGGGGAGGUGCAAGCUUUCCAUGAAUGAGAGAGCGGUCAGUUUUAACCGGUCAGCCAACGAGUUUUAAAGAUGGCUGGCGCCCCCCCGACUGGCUCAGCAUGAAGUCACUUUAUACUGUGGUUUUGUUUUAAACAUAUUUAUUUGAUAUGCAAAUGUGUCCAGCCAUCACCAGUUAGCCGACGCAGAGAUGUAGCCCAAUAUUUAAAUAUGAUAUUGAUAUAAUGUUAAAUGUUAGGUUAUUAUAUUUGAGCAAUAAAUGGUUAUUAUACAUGUAUUAUAUAAUAUAUUUAUAUGUGUCCUAGUUUCUAUUGCUUUGCAUGUUUUAAGUUUGCAUUACAGAUCUCAUGUCCCUAUCAAGAUUACUUGCAAAGUCAUCUGCUUCAUCUGAUCAGGCUUAUUCAGAAACUGUUUUUUUUUUUUUUUUUUUG
Messenger RNA from Brienomyrus brachyistius, 4889 nucleotides. RefSeq names its product G protein-coupled receptor 34 like (gene gpr34l). Gene Ontology annotation, cellular component: membrane. Gene Ontology annotation, molecular function: G protein-coupled purinergic nucleotide receptor activity. Lineage: Eukaryota; Metazoa; Chordata; Actinopteri; Osteoglossiformes; Mormyridae. Gene Ontology annotation, biological process: G protein-coupled receptor signaling pathway. The transcript has 5 exons. The coding region runs from base 3542 to 4528 and encodes 328 amino acids. The record is from RefSeq and is a predicted model, not a curated record.